UUCUCUCUCCGAUUAACAGAAAUUUGUUGAAAUUCUGGAAAUAUGAUUUGAAUUUAAUCAGUUGACUCAGAUUUUGGCUGAGAUUUGAAGAAGUUUCAGGUCAGGUCAAGGGGGGAAAGAGGUUUCAGGAUUCAGGGUCGGUCCACUCGCACCACACUCGAUUGCGGGAUGCUCUCCCUGGUGCGCCGCCGGCUCCUCGCCGCCCGCUUCUCCACGCUGCCGGAGGCCGCGCCGCCCGCCCCUCUCGACGCGGCCGCGGUGCAGGAGACGCUCACGCUCUACACCAACGACUGGCGCCGCGCGCUCGACUUCUUCCAUUGGUCCGCCUCCCCGGGCGGCGGCAACCUGCCGCCGACCCCGUCGACCCUCUCCCGCGCCGUCGACAUCCUCGGCAAGCACUUCGAGUUCCCGCAGGCCACCGCCCUGCUCCUCGCCCACCACGACCCCUCGGACCCCGCCUUCCUCCGCCCCGCCCUCCGCGCGCUCCUCAACCGCCUCGCCGCCGCCAACCUCGUCGACGACGCCGUGCGGGCCUUCGAGUCCACCGCCGCCUCCGUCGGCCUGCGGGACGAGGCCUCCUUCCACCUCCUCGUCGACGCGCUCUGCGACCACCGCCGCGUCGACGAGGCCCACCACCUCUGCCUCGGCCGGGCGGCCCCGCCGCCCUUCCCGCCGGGGACCAAGACCCACAACCUGCUCCUCCGCGGCUGGGCCAAGGCGCGCGCCUGGGCGCGCCUCCGCCAGCACUGGCUUGACAUGGACGCCCGCGGUGUCGCCAAGGACCUCCACUCCUACUCCAUCUACAUGGACGCCCUCGCCAAGUCAGGGAAGCCCUGGAAGGCGGUCAAGCUGUUCAAGGAGAUGAAGCAGAAGCGUCUCCCGGUGGACAUCGUCGCGUACAACACUGCGAUCCACGCCGUCGGGCUCGCAGAGGGCGUCGAUUUCGCCGUUCGGAUGUACAGGCAGAUGAUUGAUGGUGGUUGCAGGCCGAACACCGCCACUUUCAACACGAUCGUCAAGCUGUUGUGCAAGGAAGGGAGGUUCAAGGAAGGCUAUGCGUUUGUGCAGCAGAUGCACAAGGCCGGGUGCGAGCCCAAUGAGCUCACCUACCAUUGCUUCUUCCAGUACCUGAGCCGCCCGCAGGAGGUCCUUGCGCUGUUUGAGAAAAUGCUCCAGAGGGGCUGCCGGCCGAGGAUGGACACAUAUGUCAUGCUCAUAAAGAGGUUUGGGCGCUGGGGUUUCCUUCGCCCUGUGUUCUUUGUGUGGAAGACAAUGGAAGAGCAAGGGCUCACCCCGGAUGCAUUUGCAUACAACACACUCAUUGAUGCAUUGCUGGAAAAGGGUAUGCUGGAUUUGGCUAGGAAAUACGACGAGGAGAUGCUCGCGAAGGGCCUCUCGCCCAAGCCAAGGAAAGAGCUAGGUACUCAAUUGCCAGGAGCAGAUUCUGACUGUGAUAAUGCAUUAAGUGGUGUGAUCUGAAUUCUGGCAGCCAGACAGAAAAACUGAUACUAACAUGUUCAUCUACCCACUGGUUGUCAUUGGAUCAGAAGGUGAUUGAAACAAUGAUGAUGCUCUGCGUUGUUGGGGAUCUAAUGUUAGUUUGUGCCUUUGGCACUGGAGGAAAAUAGAAUGGGUAGUGUUGAAUUUUCUGCCAACUUUCAUGCAGUUAUUCCCCGAAACAACAUGUGAAAGUGAAGGGAUGUUUUGCACGCAAUGCACUUGCUGAUGUGUUGCUCAAAACCCUAUUGGGCUGUUGGCCGAGUUGAUGAUGGACCUGAGUGCUGAGUUAGGCUGUUAGCCUGCUUCUACACUGAAUGAUGUAUUUCUGAGAGCUGGGCAGGAAGAUUAAUAAUACAGGUUUAGAUGACCCUUUACUCCAUGGUUUUACCAUAUGGUCAUUCCGACUACCUAAAGCAUUGAUGCCUUUAAAGGCAAACAACCUUGUCUUGAAUGGACAUUCAGUUAUAGUUCUACAGUGAAAUGAAACCAGUUAUAGUGGUC
This is a messenger RNA of Triticum urartu, 2001 nucleotides long. RefSeq names its product pentatricopeptide repeat-containing protein At1g80550, mitochondrial-like. Lineage: Eukaryota; Viridiplantae; Streptophyta; Magnoliopsida; Poales; Poaceae. Gene Ontology annotation, molecular function: protein binding. The record is from RefSeq and is a predicted model, not a curated record.